Messenger RNA from Lentinula edodes (shiitake mushroom), 970 nucleotides. RefSeq lists its product as uncharacterized. Gene Ontology annotation, molecular function: RNA polymerase II cis-regulatory region sequence-specific DNA binding; DNA-binding transcription factor activity, RNA polymerase II-specific. The transcript has 3 exons. The coding region runs from base 107 to 772 and encodes 221 amino acids. NCBI's taxonomy places the organism in Eukaryota, Fungi, Basidiomycota, Agaricomycetes, Agaricales, Omphalotaceae. The record is from RefSeq and is a predicted model, not a curated record. Gene Ontology annotation, cellular component: CCAAT-binding factor complex. Gene Ontology annotation, biological process: regulation of transcription by RNA polymerase II.
UUCUGACCCGCCCCUUCUGCUGGCUUUGAAACGGACGGCUGUCUCGAUUCCUCAUUGGCUGCGAUGGACCAAGUAGAUCACUUAUUUACGCCCGCUUAUCACCUCGAUGAAGGCUACUACAACACUACCAACUUCGAACCACAGUCCUUUAUCAGCCCUCCAGAGCCUGCCACGUCAUCUCAGGCCGACGAAGAGCCUCUCCAGAGCGCGUCUUGAGGAAGUCCAUCGCUUGUCGCGACAACGCAAGCCGUAUUUGCAUGAAUCUCGACACAAACAUGCUAUGAGACGACCUAGAGGACCAGGAGGUCGCUUUUUGACCGCCGAAGAGAUUGCCGCUCAACGGUCCGGCCAAGAAGGAGAGGCUGGACCAACGUUGAAUACGAAUGCUCACGACAACGACGAGGAUAUGGCUGAAGACGACCAUUCCCCUCCAACAGAGCCUAUACUGCAACGAUCUACAUCUGAACUACAGUCCCAGCAUAUUCAUUCCCACGAGGAAAGUCCUCCAGAUCCUAUCAGCAUAUUAAAUCUUUCCCAUUCUUCCACACCCAUCCAUCAUAUGCAACACAACAUCAAUGUAUCCUUGCCUUCGUCUGUUCCCAUCGCUGUUUCUCCUCAGGCCAUGUAUAUUCAGCAACAGCAGCAGCCUCAGCAUCCGCAGGUGCGGAAUGGACACCAACAUUCGCUUCCUCAGCCUAACGUAGACGGAAUGACGAGCUCUGCUCCCGUCACACUCACCUCCCCGUAUCCAUACCGUAUGGUGAGUGUAUAAUAUGCCUGAAAUUUUGGACCGUGCUCUGACCUGCCAAUGAUCAUCUCCUUUCUUCAUGUUUAUCUGUCGUCGGUCUUCCUCCUCUUAUCUCCGUUCUUCCCUGCUCCAUCCAUAUUCUCACCAAAUGUCACUCCCCACCCCUCCUGUCUUUAUUCCCCUUCCUUCCUUCCUUAUCAUUCCCGCUUGAUCUUUAUUGUU